AUGAGAGUUUGUUUUCAUUCAGAAUCACAGCCCAUACAGCAUGCUGCCUCUUUAAGGUGAUCCUUUUUUUCUAGCGUUUGUCUUACUCCUUUAGUUUCAGUGGUUAAGUGUGUUUUAGCAGAGCAUGCUAUACCCCAGCUGUGAAAGCACUGUGAAGGAGAGAGAGCGAGACUGGAUUUAACAUUUCUUCAGUGGACCUACCUUUUGUUGGCUCUCAGCAGGGUGUGUGUGUGUGUGUCUGUGUGUGUGCACGUCUGUGUGUACACAGCAACAUUUCAGGCAUGCCAUUGCAUAAAUAAACCUUGUAAGUUAUGUGCUUUAAGAAAAAAAAUAUCCAAAGUAAGUGAAAUUUCACACUUCUAAGUUGGAUUGCUGAAUAUGUAUUUCAAAGUAUAGCAAAACAUAAGUCACUAAUGCUUAUAGUUGUUAAAGAUACAAAGCUACUGGUUCUUUUAAUCUUUUUUCUUUGAGUGCGUUUUUGGACAGAAUCAGAGAGCACACAGAGCCGCCAUAUUCACCACAUUUAGCUGUUUGGUUUUUCCACUAUCCUUUCCACUUACAGCCAGAAGCACAGGCUUAUGUUGAAACAGAAGCCCCAGUGGACCUAGAAGGAGAUUUUGGGGGGCUUUGCGACUGAAAAGAAAGAGAAAAAAGAAGAAAAAAAGGUCAGAGAGAUGUGGUCUGUUGUUUUUCUUACUCAGAGGGAGAAAUGUAGGUCUUAUGGCCAACAGACAGUCAAAGGCGAUCCCUUGGUUGAGUUAAGUGAGCAGAAAUCAAGGCAGAACAGGAUGCCAUGUGCUGAUACAGAACAUGACAAAGAUUUAGCUCAAACAAUGGGGACUUGAUGACUGGAGAGACAGAAUUAUGGUUUGAUAGGGAGGGGGGGAUUUGUUUGAUAGAAAGAAAAAGACUGCUCCUUCCUUGCUAUUGUUUCUGAAUGUUGGCUCAACACUUAGUCUGUGUGUGUGUGUGUGUGUGUGUGUGUGUGUGUGUGUGUGUGUGUGUGUGUGUGUGUGUGUAGCAAGUACACAGUAAGGAAUGUUGCACAUAGUUAAAUACUGUAGAGCAGAUUGCUGUGUUUGUAACGAGUAAUUACCUGCCAGUAAUUUGUGUGUAAUCAAUAUGAAAUAAGAUUCCAGUGUCGUGUGAUUUAGAUGUAAGUCUCUCAGACCUUUUCCACUGACUCCACGAGCCUGCCCUGUCCUGUUAGUGUGUGCGUGUGUGCUUUAACAUAUUCACUUUUAGUGAAAAAUAAGGGCUGGAGAAAAACUGCAUUAGCAUGAGCUAACCAGCAACCACAACAAGAUGAAGAUGUGUUUAAGCAUAUAGCCCUCUUGGACUGUAUACUGGAAAGCAGCCUUUCUGUGCUUUCAGAUAUAUCACACAGUUAAGUAUAUAAGGAACCACAAAAUCACAAGUGGUAUAUUUAGUGCAACCAAUCAGUGAUUAAAUGGAUAAGGAAUAAUGAAAUGUUUGGAGUCGCUCUGAGACCACAGCAUUUAUUAAAGUCCAAGAAUACAGUCUCUUCCUAAUGAAAUAAAACAUCAUAGUUUUUGAAUCAGUUACGCAGAUUAUUUAGGUUUUGAUACUAUUUUGAUACUAAAUGAAAAAUGCAUAAAUGGCUGGUUAAGUAUUAAACAAUUGAUGGAUUACGCCUUUUAUUACUUCAUAAAUAUCAUUAGUAAGACUGUGUUUAUUUUUAUAACAGUUAUAUUUCAGUUUAAACAUAAUCUACCAUGUAAAAAAGUUUGAAAUAGGAUUUAAAAACAUAUUAAUGCGUCAUCGUUUACCAGAAUUUGGUGCAUAUGGUGGAUUGUCAGAAAGGUUAGCGAACACUUAAAGCUCAUAAAUGUCUUUAGAGAUUAUAAAGUUUGUUUUAUUUUGAUGCUAAGAUUUUCACUGGGAGUGGGCAGAAAGGAGAGGAUUAGAAACGAGUGCGUCAGACGGACGGCUCCGUUGGAGUAAUUUGAAGACAAGGCUGAGGUGGUUUGGGCAUGUGCAGAGGAGGGAGAGUGGGCACACUGGUCAAAUGAUGAUGAAGAGGGUGCUGCCAGGGAGGAGGAAAAGAGGAAGGCCUCAGAGGAGGUUCAUGGAUGUAGUGAAGGAGGACAUGCAGACAGAUGGUGUGACAGCGAGGGAUGAGUUGGAGGCAGAGGGACUGCUGGAAAUACUUAAUGUGGUUGAGGUGCGAGAACCUCCUGUAUAAAACAUGCAGCAGGAAACAAAUGUUUCACCCACUGUCCAGUGAUUAAUAUUAGCAGUGAUUUCUGAACAUCCUCAGCAAUCCCUCACCUGAUGGACUUAGAGAACAGUGGAAAGUGGCUGAGUGAACACAGGAGAUGGAUAUUGCUGUUCCACCCCCACUCCCAACUGCAAGUAUAAAGAUAGUAUUAUAGUGCAGGAUGAUACGGAGAUGCUCUAUUAUCAUCAUGAUUAAUAUUACAAGUGUAAGGCACUAUAUUUGUCACUGAUGCCUCACAGCAAGAAAGUUUAAGUUCAAACCUCCAACCUGGUGGUCUGGCUUCCACCCACAGUCCAAACACCUGUAUGUCAGCUUAACUGGUCAUUUCAAGCUGGCCUUAAGUGUGGAAGUGAGAGCUGUCUGCAUGCCUUAGUCCUUCCUCACCCAGUGCAACAAUGCGGCGUAGUAAUGUGUGGAUGGUGCUGUAUGUCACAUGUUAUUCAUUACAACUGUAUUAAAACUCAAUUUACCCUUAUGGAUUGAAAUAUACAUAUAAACAUAUAAUGAUCACUAUUAAGAUUUGCCAGAGAUCUUUACUGAGUCAGCCCACACCUCUGUCAGUGUAUUCUGCCCUUACUGAUUGAGUCAUCCAGGCCUGACUUACAGCAAGAAUUUCCCUCUGUCUCCUACAUGACGCUUGACACAUACAGCAACACCAUCUCUGUCUUAAGCAUACCCAGCAUCUUUUGACUUUUGGUGAUUAGGUGUCCACCCUCAUUUACCAAAUCUCACAUAGACUGAGCCAACAAACACAGCAGUCUUUAGUGCUGUGCUGGAUAGAUGCUAUCUUGUAUUUGUAAUAAGUCGAGGGUUGAAUCCGUGUCACUGAGGUGCUGCCCAUACACCAGCCAAGCAGAUCCCUUCUUCUCAUGGAACCUAUUGUGCCUGAAGACACCGUCCUGUAUAAGGGAAAUACGUCAAAUAAUCACAGUCAGAAGUCACACUGUGUUAGCUAUGUACCCAGUUGUGGCUGGUCUGUAUAUGUAUUGGUAGGAGUUUCUCUUUCAGAUUGCAAAAAUUGGGCCGAUUGCACUAAAUUGAACUGGAAAAAAGCAAUUCUUCAUUUGGGUCCAGCAUCACUGUGAUAGUUGCGGCUAGGAUUGUCAGUCUGUUUGGAGUUCUGUGCGAGAUGAUAUCAGAAUUAGCACAUAUUGGCAUGGGUGGGCUGCUCUAAACUUUGAGUGCAGUACCAAAGCUUUGGCCACGUCCUGCAACUCUUGACUUAGACCUCACUCCAAAUGUUUAACAUAGUUCUAGUCUUAAGUAAUACUAGUAUUUUGAUGAAAACUAACCUGAGGUGAUUUAUACUUUGUAUUAAAGCAUAUCCUCUGGAUGCAUUUUGUGACAGUAACUAAACAUCAGAUGAGUCCUCCAGGUUGAUGAGGUCUGAGGUGCUGAUAUUCAGCCCCUGGUUUAGUCUUUCUGUAUCACAGUCAAGUGAAGUAACAAAAAUAACUGUUGCUGACAAAAAUAAUUCCACACCAGGAAACAAAAUAACAUUUUUACUAGUUAAUAUUUUGCUGACUGUCUGUCUGUUUAAUUUGAUCUGUGUGGUUCAGAGCAGCAGAAAUCACUUUAUAUACUACAUACAUCACUGGAAAUGAAUCAAGAAACUGACUCAGUUCUGGAAACUGGUGACGUGAUAUUACCAACAGUGUGUAUGCCCAGAAUAAUCUGAGUAAGAUUUAAGUCCUCUCGGCAUGCUUGGUUAAUCCUGUAUUAGCUCUGUAGAUUACUGAGGAAUGUUGAUGUGCACAUUUUAUUUUUGAAAACAGAACAAUGUGAAUUCUGUCGGAUGGUGUGAAAACACUUAUUACAAGAAUAUUUUGGCAUAAUAUUAGCAGGCAACAAUGCUAACCAGAGCACCACAGCCAUGCCAGGACUGGGCUUAAGAUCGAGUCAUUGUGGUCUGUCUGAGUACACCUUCUUUAAAUACUUGUCGUGUUGGUUGGAGCUGUGUUUGGACCAUUGUUCUGUUGAAGAAAAACUUGACUUUAGUCAAGUGACUUGAACAUUACACUGGAAGAACUCAUUUCUGAACCUUUCUUCCUGUCUCCCAAUACCAAAGCACUUUCAAAAGCAAAUGGAUGGAUGGAUCAUGAAACAGCCAUAAACAUAUUAGUCUUUUCUCUGAAGUUGGGUAUUUUAACGAUUGAUGGAGAUGGUUGCCUCGAUUGGCACAGGUUUUUGCACUUACUGAUUAACUUUAUUUUCUCGGUUGGAGAAGAAAGUGCUUUUUUUAUGUUGAGUUAAUAUAUACCUGCAUGUCUACCCUUGGUUUCACUUUACAGUAGAGUGCAGUUAGAGGACAGUCAACAAGCUAUGAAUUACUGAAUGUUUUGACUGUGCUGCUGGGUGCAGAGUCUUCCAUAACAUAUGUGAGUGAUUAAGCUGUGACAUCAGCACGGCGCUGUAACCAUUUGUACUUGCACUCCUUUACUAUAUCUGUUGCUUCUCAGAAAAGUUCACCGCCUUCAAACAGUCAAAAUAGAAGUCGAGAUAUCAUUUUUGGUAAAUCCUGCUGUGCACAUGGAUGAAAGGGAUUGCAUAAAUUUCCAGUUAUUAUUAGUAUUUUAAACCAAAUACUUUUGGUUGAUGUUUCUGUGGCAUUUCUGGGGAGAGUUUUUCUUUUUUCUUAAAUUUCAGUUUUUUAAGAUGAUAUUCCAAUUUACUCCAUGACUGCGAUGUCUUGAGUGAUGAAAUGCAGUGUGUACACACACACAUUCCUCUACUGUAUAUUCUUAACAUAUCAUAGACUAAGUCACACUUACAACUUACUCUCUUCUAUAGACAGAAUUAAGAAUUUACCUGAUUUUUUUUUAAAACACAAACAUCAAAAACACUACUGGUAUGAACUUUAGUUCAGUUAAAUCUCUUCAGUAGUAACACACUCCACGUGACUUCUGACUUUCAGAUUCUUGCAACCUCGGUUUCUCACUGUUGUGUACAAAGAGGAGCUGUUUUCAGCCAACCAGCUAUCUGUUAUGAAUAGUCUGCCAGCUAUUUAAAAGUUCCUACCAAGAUCAUCUGUCAUCAGGUUAAGCAAUAUCUGGCCACACCUGUGUGAGCCUGUCCUGUUCUCCAGGCUACGAAAUCACUGCUGUUGUUUCUGUUGUUAGUCAUAGCCUGAAGGCAGACAUUCUUCACUUGCUAAAGCAGAAGCCUGCUCUAGAAAGCAGCCGGGGCUGCUUGGAAAUCCACCUUUUGUUGUACUCAGACUGAAUAGAUUAUUAAAUUGGCAUAUUUAAGGGCACACCCCAGAAAUCAAAAGAUUUACUGAGGACUUCCCAAAAAUGUAAUUUACAUGACACGGAUGACUGUGAGGCUUAACAGAGGUCUCCCAGAAACACUAAAAACAUCAUGCUCCUGUUUUCACAGGGUUAAUUGAUCUCAGUGCAUAAAAUCAGUGGAGAGUUCCUUUUUACGCAGUAUCCUUUUUUUUAAGCAUCCUUCUUUUCAGAUUCUUUAAUCUUUAGUGUUUAGUGAUAAGCACAGCCGGUUCCAUGUCAAAUAUAAGAGAACUCGGCGUUUACUCCAAAAAACAUAUUUGGCACAUCGAACACUACGGCUCCUCACUAAAAUGAAAUAAUAUACAGUUUAACACAUUACUGCAAGAGGAGUAAUUCACAGCUUUAUGGCAGAUGACUCAAAUAUAGAGCCUUUUCCUUUUGCUUUGGGGCUGUGCACACGUUGUAAACAUCACUGCCCUGCAAGACACACUUUCCAGCUUCAUCUAGAUGUUCAGCUGGCUGGUGGGGUAUUUUUUUCUGCUGGUACAAAUCACCCGUGUACGCACAACUAUUUCUCAAUAAUAGUUUGACAUGCCAAGACAGGAAAGAAGGAAUGGGGGAGGGAAGGCCAGACUGACGGUGGAAGAGAGGAAGGAAAGAAGCAGAUGUUUGGAGCGAGAGAUAGACGGGCAGAAAGAGAGACAGCAAGAGGAAGCCGUGUGGGAGAAGAGAGAAACGGUCAAAGAAAGGAAAAUAGGAUUGCUCUGCUGUUUUUUGUUGCUUUGUCAACUUCAGGAUGAAAUGCAGUGUGGCUGCUGUGCCGCGGGAAUGUGAGAACAUUUUGGCCAAGGCGUUGUAUGACAAUGUGGCAGAGUCUCCGGAUGAGCUCUCUUUCCGUAAGGGCGACAUUAUGACAGUCUUGGAGCGUGACACACAGGGAUUGGAUGGCUGGUGGCUCUGCUCACUCCACGGUCGCCAAGGCAUUGUCCCUGGCAACCGUCUCAAGAUCCUGGUUGGCAUGUACGACAGUAAACAGCAGCAGGCCAUCCCUUCCACACCAGAUCCAGCUGUUUCCUGUCCCACCUCGCAAGUCCAGAGACCCCUCCACCCUCCGAGUGCAUAUCCCAAACCGACACCUCCCCUGUCAUCCAUUGCCUCAAUGUCUUCCUCCGGGUUUGCAAACAAGACCCUCCCUUCUACUCAGUACACAUCCAUGCACUCAGCCUACUCCACCCCUAGCCCUGCACAACCCAACCCUGACUCUGUCUACAUGAUGCCCCCCUCACACAGUCCCAAACCAAGCCUCCAAAGUGUGUACCAAGUUCCCUCCGGUCCAAGUGGAACUUCUACACAAGCCCAGCCAGGACCACCCAGCAAGGCCUCAGCUCAAGGUCAGAGACAGCCUGGUAAAGAGAUCUAUCAGGUGCCACCUUCUGUAGGUCCAGCACCAGGUCAGGCAACAGCUCCAGCCGGCCAGGAUGUGUAUCAGGUGCCUCCCUCCCUGGAUAGGAGGAACUGGGAUAGCAGCAACAAGCCACUUGGCAAGGUGGUAGUUCCUACCCGUGUUGGACAGGUGUAUGUGUACGACGCAGUGAAACCAGACCAGGAUGAAUAUGACGUUCCGCCCAGACUUCAACCUCCAGCUCAGCCAGACAUAUAUGACGUGCCGCCCACCCGGCAGCAAUACAGCACACAGGUGUAUGACACUCCUCCCAUGGUGAUGAAGGGUCCCUCUGGUGGUCAAGAUAUAUAUGACACCCCUGCAAGCAGUGAGAAGAACCCACAGCAGAUGGUUUAUGACUUCCCCCCGUCAGUGAGUAAGGAUGUCAGUGAUGUUCAACCAAUCAGAGAGGAGACGUAUGAUGUGCCACCUCACUUUGCCAAACUAAAGCCCCAAGUCCCCAUCACUCCGGGCCCGUACUUACACAACAACCUCAGCAGCAAUGAUGACGAACCACCAAUUCCAGAGGAUGUGUAUGAUGUCCCGCCCCCAAUCCUGACUGAUAAGCGUUAUCAUAGGGACAGGAGUGGGGCCAGUCAGGCCCCUCAGCAGAUCUAUGACAUCCCAGCUGUACUGCGUGUUGGCCAGGAUGUCUAUGACUUCCCCCGGGAACGAGAGGAGACGGGGGAGAGGGCUGAGCAGAAUGUCUAUGACGUGCCCCCACAGGUUGUACGUGAUGCCCAAUCAGCCAGUGAAGAGCUGUCCAUGUCUUUCAAGCGGCUGUCUGCCUCAAGCACAGGAAGCACAAGGAGCAACCACUCUGCUUCUUCAUUAGAUAUGGUUCCUGUCCGCGACACCACCUCGCUUCCUGCUCCUGGCUCCAUUCCAGGGAAACCCCUGGUCUUGGAAAUGGAUCAGGCCAUGGAACGUCUGUCUCGUCUUCAGCAAGCUGUUGAGUCCAGUGUUUCCUUCAUGAUGUCAUUCAUCACAGGCAACUGGAGAAGCCCGGCUCAUCUUGAAGGAAACCUCCCAGCCAUUCAUCAGGCUGCCGACAGGGUGCGUACCACUGUCCGAGAUUUCUUAGAAUUUGCCCGAGGCGCCGUGGCGAAUGCUGCCCAGGCCACAGACCGCUCACUGCAGGCCAAACUGGGCCGCCAGGUCGGGAAGAUGGAGGAGAUCUUCCAGAAUUUGAUUCGACAUAGUCAGAGCUUAGACGCUAUUUCUUGGUCACACGCAGCACUCACAGCACCACCGCCGGGAGGGGAUGACUUAGAUCGACUGAUCAUGACGGCGCGAGGUAUCCCUGAUGAUGCCAAGCAGCUUGCUUCUUUUCUCCAUGGCAACGCUUCACUGCUCUUUAAAAAGACCACUCGCCAGCAGCAAAUGCCUCUUCCUCCUAUCCCAGGGGAGCUUAGUGGUCACACAACAGGAUCUGGAAGUGGAAGCUAUCAAGGAGGGGAGAAAGUGAACAUUCAGUCACGGCCCCUUCCCUCCCCACCAAAGUUUACUGCUGCAGAAGAAGAGGAAGGUGUGGAGAGACCAUAUGAGACCACAGAGGAAGGAUGGAUGGAGGACUAUGACUACGUACAUCUGCAGGGAAAGGAAGAGUUUGAGAAGAACCAACGACAGCUGCUGGAGAAAGGCAACAUUAUCCGAAACAAUAAGACACAGCUGGAGCAGCAGCAGAUUAAACAGUUUGAGCGUUUGGAGCAGGAGGUCAGCCGGCCAAUCAACAACGACAUGACCGGUUGGGUUCCAUCCGCACACAACUCUCUGGCAAACUACCUGGCCCAGAACGGCUCUGGAGGCCCCGCCUCCUCCAAGUUGUGCCACGGUGACCGUCAGCUUAUUCUCUUCUAUCAAGAGCAAUGCGAGCAGAACGUCACCACGGUGACAAAUGCCAUCGAUGCCUUUUUUACUGCUGUCAACUCAAACCAGCCACCAAAGAUCUUUGUGGCACACAGCAAGUUUGUCAUUCUCAGCGCACACAAGCUGGUCUUCAUUGGUGACACGCUGUCACGCCAGGCCAAAUCUCCAGAAGUGAGGGCACGGGUAGCCCAAAGCAGCAACAGCCUCUGUGAAAAACUCAAAGACAUUGUGAUCAGUACGAAGACAGCAGCACUUCAGUAUCCUUCCCCUGGAGCCUCCAGAGAGAUGACAGAGAAGGUGAGGGAGCUUGCAGGGUGUACUCAGCAUUUAAGGAUGGUUCUGGGACAGCUCUUAGUGAUGUAGAGGCAGAGGGGGAGGAGGAAAACAAACCAAACAGUGACUGAAAUAUUCCAGAACCUCGGAGCAGUGAAUCUUCGCAGUAACACUGGGCAGACAACCCUCUGUACCCCAUACAGCACUAACUAGGAGAACCUGGAGUUUGCUGGAUCACAAAGUGCUGCACAAAACCCUGAACACCCUUCAGGUGUGUGAGGAGUCCCGUGUGCCUCUACAGGAUGAGGCUUGCUAUCUCUUACAGUCCUGGCAUGCAUGGAAAUCCUGAGUGAUCCUGUCCUUGGGGUCUGGGACCCUGUUUCGGACCGGGAGCACCAAUUUUACUCCCAUCCUUCGCUUCCUCCCUGUGCUGCCUUUCACUGGGACCAUUUCAUCCCAUCUCCACUCUGCACUUUUUAUUCUAGACAAAAAAAAAAAACAUUUUCUCGUCAGUGGGCUGGGACAUAGGCUGUAAAAUAAUCAGUGUAAAUAUUUAAGUUACCUAUGUAUUCAGAAAAUCAGAAAAAAGAAGACUAUAGCACUUGCAGUGCAUACACGUAAGAAAAGAUGGGAACAUAACUGUAGUUUUUAGACAGAACAUCAGUAACUGUCAUAUUGCUAUACCGUAUAAUUAAAAUGUAAUAUGGCUCUGAUUCUCGAUCCUAAUAUAAUUAUUGUUAUGGAUGUGUAAAUUGCAGAUGAUAUGUAUGACUCUGUGUUGUCGAAUGUCGGAAUGCUUUUCCAUCCCCAAUACAGGCAAACUUUCCAAACCCCACACAGGAGCACGCCGUGUGUGUCUGAGCCGUCUGAGGCUCGCUGAGUUGUCCACUCUGCAUCCGGUUCCCCCCGAGCACACAACGCUGCUGCCAAAACAUGCCGACAUAGCCGUGCAGGUGCGGGACUGCAGAUGCGAUUAUUUCCACGCCAUCUAAGAUGUUUAUUUUAAUUUUAUUUUAUUUUUGAAAACUGUAUGUAUUUUUUAAUAGGCAUGUAAAAGUCAAAAGGAAUGAAAGAGUUUAAAGACAGCAAAUGCAAUUAAACCUGCAUUUCCUUUUCUCUGGUCUCGUCA
This is a messenger RNA of Haplochromis burtoni (Burton's mouthbrooder), 10184 nucleotides long. RefSeq names its product BCAR1 scaffold protein, Cas family member (gene bcar1). The record is from RefSeq and is a predicted model, not a curated record. The transcript has 8 exons. NCBI's taxonomy places the organism in Eukaryota, Metazoa, Chordata, Actinopteri, Cichliformes, Cichlidae. Gene Ontology annotation, biological process: cell surface receptor protein tyrosine kinase signaling pathway; cell migration. Gene Ontology annotation, molecular function: protein binding. Gene Ontology annotation, cellular component: cytoplasm; focal adhesion; plasma membrane. The coding region runs from base 6269 to 9145 and encodes 958 amino acids.